Molecule: messenger RNA, 3323 nt
Organism: Labrus mixtus (cuckoo wrasse)
Lineage: Eukaryota; Metazoa; Chordata; Actinopteri; Labriformes; Labridae
Gene: ppm1lb
Product: protein phosphatase, Mg2+/Mn2+ dependent, 1Lb
Exons: 4
Coding region: 539-1657 (372 amino acids)
Biological process (GO): protein dephosphorylation
Molecular function (GO): cation binding; protein serine/threonine phosphatase activity
Source: RefSeq, a predicted model, not a curated record
AGCAGAGAGUCGCAGGCAGUGUGGCAGCUGGGAAUGUGAGAGCCUCUACACAGACUGCUAUUUCAGGACUGGGGAACACAGUAGCACAGGGCUGGCCGGGAAGGUAGGCUCUGCCUUCUCCUCCACUCCAGCCAACAACUGCAGGCUUCAUUUGGCGGGCGGGGGGGACCUUGGUUUUCUGUCCGGGGAGUCGGUUGUUCUCAGACCGCAUCAGAUGGUCAACACACAGCCGAUGGUGGUGACUCACUGCGGGGCUGCAUGCUAGAGGGGACCUUCCGGACCACCUAACCGUGUUUGUUCCCCGCUGACUGUCUCUGCACGUAGACUACGCAAACACCUUAUCUCCUGCCUGCUGAGUCCAGUGUAAGAUGCAGUGAAGGGACACCGUUUAGUCAGUGUGUUAGUUUGUGUCUCUGGGUGUAAAAAGGCUCGUUUAAAUGUUUCACCGAGCCGCCGACGCCACCGACGAUGGACUGAAAUCAGCGGCGGGGGCCAGCGACACACAACCUGCCGCGAUUUCCUGCAUGUGAAUAAAUAAAUGAUAGAGGAUACAAUGACCCUGCUGUCUCUGUUAGGAAGGAUCAUGCGUUAUUUUCUGCUUAGACCGGAGACCUUGUUUCUGCUGUGCAUCAGCCUGGCUCUCUGGAGUUACUUCUUCCACACGGACGAAGUGAAGACCAUCGUCAAGUCGAGCCGGGAUGCGGUCAAGAUGGUCAAGGGGAAAGUGGCGGAGAUGAUGCAGAACGAACGCUUCGGCGGGCUGGACGUCCUGGACGCGCAGUUCUCCAAGACGUGGGAGUUCAAGAGCAACAAUGUGGCCGUGUACUCCAUCCAGGGCCGACGAGAGCACAUGGAGGACCGGUUCGAGGUGCUCGCCGACCUCGUCAACAAGAGUCAUCCUUCUGUAUUUGGGAUUUUUGACGGCCAUGGAGGAGAGGCUGCUGCUGACUUUGCCAAGGCCCACCUGGCCCCGGCGCUCCGCCAGCAGCUGCUGACCUAUGAACGGGAGAAAGACCGAGACCGGGAUAAAGACAAGGAGAAAGACGAGAAAAAGGAGAGAGGGGGCCUGAACUAUCCUUCCAUCCUGGAGCAGCAGAUCCUGAAUUUGGACAGGGAAAUGCUGGAGAAGCUUUCAGCCACGUACAAUGAAGCAGGUACUACGUGUCUGGUGGCCCUGCUGUCUGAUAAGGAGCUGACGGUGGCCAACGUGGGAGACUCUCGUGGAGUCCUUUGCGAUAAAGACGGCAACGCCAUUCCUCUAUCGCACGAUCACAAACCGUACCAGCUGAAAGAACGCAAGAGAAUCAAGAAGGCCGGAGGCUUCAUCAGCUUCAACGGCUCGUGGCGAGUUCAGGGCAUCUUGGCCAUGUCCCGGUCUCUCGGCGACUACCCGCUGAAGAACCUCAACGUGGUCAUUCCUGAUCCCGACAUCAUGUCGUUCGACCUGAACAAGCUGCAGCCCCAGUUCAUGAUCCUGGCAUCGGACGGCCUGUGGGACACCUUCAGCAACGAGGAGGCAGUCCGCUUCAUCAAGGAACGACUGGACGAGCCGCAUUUUGGUGCCAAGAGCAUCGUCCUCCAAUCCUUCUAUCGUGGUUGCCCCGACAACAUCACUGUCAUGGUGGUCAAGUUUAAAGGCAAGGCUAGCGAGAAGUAGAACGCCCGUCUACCACACUCGAUAAUGUUUGAAUAUCAUUAAGAAUACAAUAGGUUUAAGAUAAACAAUUUUAAAAAAAAGAGUGCAACUUUUUUUGAUCAAGAACUAUUUCUAUCACAGAUAUUUACAGAUGUUACUUAUCAAUGCAUCCGUACAUGAACCGUCCCCUCUCCUUUUAUUUUUACUUAAAACAUUAAGUGUCUCUAAUUUAGGCUUUAGUCAAUGUUGCUCUGACACCUUAAUGCAAACUGGGUCACUGUUAUGCAAAAUAAACAGAUUCAGCUCGGUGCAGCUGUGGGUGUAUCCAUGACUCUGCACAUAUUUGUGUGUGUGUGUGUGUGUGUGUUUGUGUGUGUGUGUGUGUGUGUGUUUGUGUGUGUGUGUGUGACUGAAAGGCGAAUCAGUGAUAGAUAUCAGUCUUUAUGUGAUAAUUACACACAAGUGUCACAUUAACAUCCAUAUCAUUGUCUAACAAAUAACAAGAAAGUUUGACCUCCACAUGAUUUUACUCAUCAUCUAUUUGACUCAUGUUAUAGUCCAGUUCCUUAAAGUCUACCGAGCGUCAGCCCUGAGAAGUCCGGAGACUUUUUUUCAACAUCAAAUACGUGUCCCUGGUGCAAAAUCAUGCAUAUGCCUUUAUUCCCUUUAUACAUGAGAAACACAUGUGGUAAUGUGCAUGCGAUUGUUCAAACACCACCAUUCAUAUUGUACAGCAAGAGAAACCACCACAAUGACAUAUCACACUUAUAUAAUGAUGGGUUCCCGGUGUUCCUUUUUGAGUUGCCACAUUUUCUAAGUUGAGGCAUUGAAUGUCUAAAAAAAAAUCUCUUGAAAAAGUUUUUAUUUCAGAUAUUAUUGUUUACUUUUUAAAACCCAAAGACUCAUGUGACCUCUGAUAAUGUCCUGAUAAUUGGAUAAUGAAAUGUGUCAUCGAACAGCAACCUCACUUUAAAUGUGUCUAAAAUGAAACUCAUAGCUAAAGCAAUACCUCCUCAAAUCAUUUGCCCAUAAGUAAUUAUAGAUUUGUGAAGUGUUGAAGGAAUGUAUCAGAUGAUAAGAUAUAACAUCGACUGUUACUCAAACGUGUGUGAAAGGCAAACAUUGAGUUACUACCGAUAGAAACUGGCGGGUAUGAUUUUAUUGUUUUAUCUAUAGGACUUUAUCAUGUCAGAUUAAAAAAACCUUUCAACAGGCUUUUCAAAAGAAUUGUGACCCUUCGUUUACUACUUCCUGUCAUCUGUUCAAUUCAUCAAUGUGAUCUCCACUCAGAACAAAAGUCCUUUAUUCUGGUGCAGAUAAUGUCAAGUCUCCCUGAACUCUAACUCAAACAUGUAAUAAGCCUUUGAAUGGACUACGUUAUUGUUGCCUUAUGUUUUUCGACUGUUCAUUUCCUGUGUUGAAGUCUGCUGCCAAAACUACUUCUCGUUUUUUUUUUUUUUGUAUGUAUCGCAGUUGAUUAUACCAUGCACACCGCACGACCUCGUGUCAUAUCUUGCUAACUCAGAUGUAGAAAAGCAUUGUUUCAAGACGUCUCCGAGAGACAUGAAAUUGUAAGAUGAAUGUAUAUACUGUCCUAUUGUUGGUAUCACCCCUCCACUGUUUCUACAGCAGUGCGCCUGUCCAUGGAUUGUUGAACUUCAGAGAUAUAAACAUGAUAAAAGAUCAA